UGCUGCUCAUGGAAAGGUACGAAAGCAUAAAUGGAAACUUAAUAGCUCGAACUGUAGAAGGGAUUGAACCCAAACAGAUUGGUUUUGACAUGCAAAACAAACGCUCGCCCGUCGCUUGGUGUUUUUCCUUAUUGCCGACGCCGUCAUGGAUAAGGUGAUCCCUGGUUUGUUUAUUGGCAGUUUUAGAGACUCGAAAGAUUUUGCUCAACUAGAAAGUAAUCAAAUAACUCAUAUAAUUUCUAUAUUGGAUGCACCAAAGAAAAUUUAUCAAGAUAAAAAAUAUUUAUGUAUUGAAGCUAUUGAUAGUCCCGAACAAAAUCUUAUACAAUAUUUUCAAAUAUGCAAUGAUUUUAUACAUAAAGCUCGUCUUAAAAAUCAAAAUGUCUUAGUUCAUUGUUUGGCUGGAAUGUCUAGAAGUGUAACAAUAGCUGCUGCUUAUAUCAUGUCAGCCACUACUAUUAAAUUAAAACAUGUUCUUCGACUUCUGAAAGCAUGUCGAUCAAUUUCAAGUCCCAACGAAGGAUUUAAUAAACAACUCCAGUAUUAUGAGUGUAAUUAUUUAUUAGAAGUGCGUGAUCAUCAUAACAAGAAAGAACAAGAUUAGCAUCUAUCAGCCAUUCUAAUAACCAACUUAUAUCAGAUGAAGAAUAUUGUAAAAGAAUCAUUGGAGAAGAACACAAAAAAUAAAAAAAUAAUUAAUUAAAAAUUUAUGAAAAAUAAAACAAUCAAUACAAUUUUAGAAUUAAUACUCAAUAACACUAAAAAUAAAUAAAUAAUAAAAUUUUAUAAAAUAAAA
Molecule: messenger RNA, 796 nt
Organism: Rhopalosiphum padi (bird cherry-oat aphid)
Lineage: Eukaryota; Metazoa; Arthropoda; Insecta; Hemiptera; Aphididae
Product: dual specificity protein phosphatase 22-B
Exons: 5
Coding region: 146-604 (152 amino acids)
Biological process (GO): protein dephosphorylation
Cellular component (GO): cytosol
Molecular function (GO): protein tyrosine/serine/threonine phosphatase activity
Source: RefSeq, a predicted model, not a curated record